This is a messenger RNA of Thamnophis sirtalis, 1846 nucleotides long. The record is from RefSeq and is a predicted model, not a curated record. Lineage: Eukaryota; Metazoa; Chordata; Lepidosauria; Squamata; Natricidae.
AUGCAGCUAGGGAUCCUCUAUUUUCCCAAACAGGGUAUUCAAUAUCUGGUUGAGCAGAAGAUACUCUCCUUGGAUGCAGAAGAAGUUGCUAAAUUUCUUUACCAAGGAGAAGGACUCAAUAAAACAGCCAUAGGAGAUUACCUGGGACAAAGGGAUCCAUUGAAUCUCCAGGUUCUGCAGGCUUUUGUAGAAUGUCACCAGUUUGCCAAUCUCAAUCUUGUGCAAGCACUACGGCAGUUUUUGUGGAGCUUCCGUUUGCCUGGAGAAGCCCAGAAGAUUGACCGCAUGAUGGAAGCUUUUGCCAAUUGGUAUUGUCAGUGUAACCCAGGCAUUUUUCAGUCAACAGAUGCCUGCUACAUCCUUUCAUUCUCAGUCAUCAUGUUGAAUACCAGCCUCCACAAUCCAAAUGUCAAAGAUAAGCCCCCAUUUGAGCGGUUCAUGUCCAUGAACAGAGGGAUCAAUAAUGGAGCAGAUCUUCAAGAAGUGCUUCUGAAGCAUUUAUUUGAGAGUAUCAAAAACGAACCCUUUUCCAUCCCAGAAGAUGACGGGAAUGAUCUCACCCACACUUUCUUCAAUCCUAGUCGGGAAGGCUGGCUCCUCAAGCUAGGUAACCCACUUGACAAAGAGCCUCUAGGGAUUAUCCCAUUGGAAAACCUAUCAGUUCAACCAAUAGAUGAUCUCAAGAAACCAAAUUGCUUUGAGCUCUUCAAUGCAAACUGCAAAGGGCAGAAGAUCAAAGCUUGCAAGACGGAUGGGGAUGGAAGGGUGGUUGAAGGCAAGCACCAAUCCUAUAAGAUCUCUGCAGCCUCCCAGGAGGACCGUGACCUAUGGAUUGAAGCCAUACGGACCAGCAUCACGAGAGAUCCCUUCUAUGACCUGGUUGCUGCUCGUAAGAAAAAAGUUACCAGCAAAAAAUGAAACUUCUGGCUUGUGCCACCUUGUUCGGUGGAUGAUUAACACCAAGAAAAUAUUUAUUUGAAGUCUGAAAUGGCAAAAUUCCUCAACCAUCUCUGAGACAGACAAGUGAAUGAAAGGAUGAUCAGUGGCCUGCUUCCAUUUUCCAGAGUCAGAAUAUGCAGAAUCAGACACUGGUGCAGGAAUUAUUUCUGUACAGAAAACAAGCACAGAUUUCUUAGUAAAUGGAGCAGGAUAUGGUUGUGUGUGUGUGCCUUGGUAUGGCUGAUGGAAACCAGGGAAUGGUUUCACCAGUAUUUCUAUACCUGUAAGACUAGAUUUGUCUACAUUGACCUGCCUCCUCUGACUCACAGUCUUGAGGUUUCUUGAAUAAUGAUGCUAUCUGAGGUAAAUUUACUUGGAAUAAUAGGAUGAAGGACAAAAUGAACUAAAAGACUCAAGGGAUGCUGUGAAACCUGGCCAAAAUAAACACAUAUUACUGUGUGGCUGAGCUUAGCAAAUGGCUAGUUUGGACCUGGAAAUUAUUGCCAAGUUGAUGAUAAUACUGAAUGUUAGGUUUUUUUAGGACAGGAUCUUCCAGCCAAAGUCAGAAUCUAAACAAUAAUCAAUGCAAUGAGUUGUUAGUUCCUAUGUUCUUUGAGUUGGCUGCUCCAUCAGUGUUGGAACAGUUGAAAAGUGUGUUUACAGACUGAUAUUUGUUUACUUCUCUCCUCCUCUGAAACAUUCAUUAGUCUAGAGGAUCAAAAGCUAGGGUUUUUUCCCCCCUUUUCCUCUGAAUUUUUCAUCUAUACAAUGAGUUCUGUAAAAUAAUAAAAUUUGUUUAACGUGGUUAUGAAGAACUGGAUUGUUGUAAGAAUGAUGCCUGCAUACUAAUGAGUAGUACAAUAUUUUUGUUUAAGGAGAUGUAAAGAAUUGCUUGUUAUUAAAAUAC